AUGACAUCUAGAGCAGGGCUGUCCAACAUACGGCCCGCGGGCCGCUUCACAGUCAUGUAUACAUCACAAGUAGAGAAUAGAGCUCGCGCAAAAAAGCCGAAGGGCAAAAUUUCACUGAAAAAUAUUCAACACAUUAUGACUGCUUCACAAUUUGUCAAUUUAUAUUCUUGCGCUGUUACCACACCCUCCAUCGACAAGCUUGAUGUUACACAAGUGACCAGCAACUAUAGUAUCCCACUAUUUGACGACAACCAUUGCACCACUGUAACUGACAAUAAUAAUUCAGACAAAAUCUUUGAGAUAUUGAAACCAGUAAGCCUGGAGGACUUUGAGAGCAUCAGUGAAAUAUUCGAUAAUCCGACGACAUCUCAGGCUCAGUUUCCAGGAGAAAACGUUUCAGAUCAAGCUAACAACAUUAUCGAAAAUGAGUCAACUGAUGAUCCGUUCCACGCAUCAUCGGACGGAGAUAGAAGCUGGCCACCUGACAUAACACGACAAACAUUGGCCGAAAUGGUAGAGACCACUGAGCUAUCCGGAGAUACUCCUCCACCUCAAAAAAUGUGGAUUUUGAAUAAACAGUUCCGUAAUAACCAUAUAGUUGCACGCCCAUUGAGACGAAGCGACGUGAAGAGAAAGAGACUAAGCACAAGCGUUGGCGCGAACGGUGCGAACGUCAGAAGGACGCCGACCUGGUUAGCUGAUAACGUCACAACGCCCGUUAGUGGUUUCGGAUUUUGCCGCGCAACAGGCGGGUAUAAGACACGUACACUACGUUAUGUAACUGGACUUGAUUUGGGUGGAUGGCAUCCGUUUGUGGACUACUUUGAAGAUAUCAUUUCUGUCUCGCAGAAGUACAAUUUGUUGUCCAAGGUAUCAAAGGGCAAGCGGUGGGUUCCCGCUGGAGGGAACGCCGACAUGCUCCUCCGCACCCGGUCCGAGUUACCUAGGAAGGGUUUUUUCAGAAGCAUCAGAGAGCAUGAAUCCCUCUCGAUGCCGGGAGCACCUGUUGUCAUCCCCCCAUCCAUAUGA
This is a messenger RNA of Acanthoscelides obtectus, 1029 nucleotides long. The record is from the annotation of a GenBank genome assembly. NCBI's taxonomy places the organism in Eukaryota, Metazoa, Arthropoda, Insecta, Coleoptera, Chrysomelidae.